AGAACCGAAAGCCAAAAACCACUGUCACCAAUACCCAUCCUUUAUGCUCUCUAUGAACUAAUAUAAUUUCAUUCAUCAUCCUUCCCUAGGGCAUUUCCUAUCCAUGGUCCCAGAGGAUUAAAGGAAAAUCAGGAAGUCGAGUUACAGAGAAGCGCGCCGAUUUUGAUGGAACUUUCUACAUUGAUUCAGCCCAAGUAUUACACAUUAAGGGAGAAACCACUCUUUACAUCAGAGGCAUUGACUUCAUUUAUACUUCCAUGACUCCUGACUUAGUAUAAAAGUAAUAAAAUGUAAAUAGAAGGGACGUUUAAUUUAUAGAAACGCUGAAAAAAUGGUUUGAAAUUCCCACUAGCUCAUUUGAAAAAGACAAUCUUAAAGAGUUGAAAAAAAUGAACAUAGUUCUCAGGUUGGACCAAUGAAUCCCACAGAGUUUCAUUGAAAUCGACGUCCGACUUUCCUUGUUAGAAGAGAAGCAGUAACAUCCGAAGCAGCGAUAAGGGAGACACCAUCACCCCCGGAUAACGCAGAAAAACAUCAAGUGUGGGAUGCGCACGCACUCAUCGCGACGACCACUGUACAUGCAUAGCACUACUGGAGGAAUAAGGGGGUGAAAACGGAAGUUCGCGUAGAUAGAAAGGGUGCAGUCGCCUCAAAACGUCUGCUUGAUCCUACUCUUGUGCCGGACCUCCCCUUUAAGCUUUCCGUUCAUUCGGUUCCACCUUCGAUUCCUCCCUUUAACGAUCACCCCCGCGAUGGCUCUCGAUGCCACCGAAAAAAGCUACAUCUUGGACGCGAGGAACAGCUACGAGGAUGGUGGCAGUCUCGGUUCUGAGGAGUCCUAUGAUGAUAUGAGACAAUUAGUCGGGGAGAAGAAGGAAGAAUCCGGAAAAUUCAAUAGUCUACCUCUGGCCAGUUUUAAUUUCAUCAAUUCUAUUAUUGGCAGUGGUGUCAUUGGCAUACCAUAUGCCCUCCAUCAAGCUGGAUUCGGUCUUGGAAUAGCAUUAUUAAUAGUGGUAGCUGGUCUCACUGAUUACUCUUUGAUUUUAAUGGUCAGAAGUGGCCAUAUCUGUGGAGAGAUGAGCUACCAGGGUUUAAUGAGGGCUAGCUUUGGUCGUACUGGAUUUUACAUUCUCACCACUCUACAAUUUAUUUACCCAUUCAUAGCAAUGGUCUCUUAUAACGUUGUCGUCGGCGACACUGUGACGAAAGUUCUAAUAAGGGUAACAGGGAUGAGCGAGACGAACAUCUUCGCUCACCGUCAAGUGGUCAUUUUCUUCGCGACAGUCUGCAUUACAAUACCACUGUGUCUUUACAGAAACGUUGCACGUUUGGCCAAGAUCUCAUUCCUUUCGUUGGUCUGCGUCGGUUUCAUACUCUUGGCUAUCUUAAUUCGGAUGGGUACGAUGUCCGCAAUUGUGCCAAAUCAAGAAGAUAGCUGGCGUUUUGCAAACUUCCCGGGCAUAAUACCCUCCGUUGGAAUUAUGGCAUUCGCCUUUAUGUGCCAUCAUAAUACGUUCCUUAUCUACGAGUCUAUAGAGAGAGCUACUCAACAAAAGUGGGACGUCGUCACCCAUUGGUCACUGUUCACUUCGUUUUUGAUAGCGACUGCCUUUGGGAUCAUCGGAUACGCUACUUUCACCGCGUACGUACAGGGUGAUCUUAUGGAGAAUUAUUGUUGGGACGAUGAUCUGAUGAACUUCGCCAGGGUUAUGUUCAGCGGGACUAUCCUCCUGACCUUUCCUAUCGAAUGCUUCGUCACGAGGGAGGUGAUUUUGACAGCAAUUAAAGGGACAGACGAACUAGAAGACCACACAGCAUACGUUCCUAACUCCGACAGAAAGUACUUGAUUAUCACUCUGACGAUAGUAAUCGUGGCAUACCUGAUUUCGAUGUCCACUGAUUGCCUUGGGUUGGUUCUCGAAUUGAACGGUAUCCUAGCAGCUGUACCUUUAGCCUACGUUCUUCCUGGCCUCUGCUACCUCAAACUGGAAGAGGGACCAGUUCUUUCGUCUAAGAAACUUCCAGCGCUCGGUCUGAUGACCGCGGGCGGUUUCGCAGCUCUCUCUGGGCUGCUGUUGUUGAUUUUGAAUCGUGGCACUUCCGGGUCCUGCGUGCACGGAAAGAUAAACGAAGGAGAUGGUUUACCUCCAGUGAUUUGUUUGCCUUGUAAUCAACGUUUGGAUGCAUUUUAUAAUUUUAAAUGUCAGAUACAAAAUUCGGAUGAAAAGUUGCGUCAACUUCUCAAAUUCAAGUCUCCUUCGGAUGGUUCUGUUAGCAGUGAAAUCAUAGUCAAAACUAUAACUGCUGACAUGAUAUCUUUUCAAAAAGAAAACAGUAAAAGGCAAGAAGUUAAUUCUACAAAUUUCUACCCUGACGAAAAACAACACAUAAAAAAUGUUCCUAAUAAUUUGUUAGAGGAUUCUAUGAGACAAAUUAAUUCUGUUAAACAUGAAGAAUUAUCUUUAAAAAGUACUUUGUUUGGUAGUGAUGUAAAUAACAUUGAAGCAUUGGAUAAUUCACAAGUGUUAGAAGAAACAUCAAAAACAAAUGGCACACAAGAUGAUGAAGACACACCACUUAUAUCACAUAUUACUAAAUUUCGCUGUACACUGUGUAUGAAAUAUUCCUGUUCGAAAAAAUCGUUACAGAGGUAUGCUAGUAGUAGUGUACAUACAUGCCGAACUAAAUUGCAAUAUAUUUGUUAUGUUUGUGAUAAACACUAUUCAACUUUGGGAAAAAUGGAAAAUCAUGUGGUGAUGUAUCAUGAAACAGAUUGGGAAGAAGGAAAUAGUAAGGAUAGGAGAGUCAGUUAUGAUCAAGAUAAAGGAGUCACAAGCAUCAAAGAUAAAGGAAUUAAUAAUCUUUUUGAUGAUAUAUUUCUAAAGGACCAACAAAAAGGUUCAAAAUACACUUGUAAAAUCUGUUUAAAAGAAUUUCUUCAUCAGAAUUUCUUUUUAAUACAUGCUAAAAGUCAUGCAGAGUAUAAAGAAGAUCUGGAUAAUUUCUAUCAAUGCUCAUUAAACAAAAGGUCUGUUGAAGCUAUUGAAGAUGGAAAAGAAAAUACGAAAGAUGGCAAGACUGGAAACUUUCCUGCUAAGAGUCUACAGUGUACUCAGUGUGAAAAACAGUUUGCUACAAAGAGAAACCUUAGAUGACAUCUGUUCAUACAUACAGGAAUAAAGUAUACUUGUCGGACUUGUGGUAAAGGAUUUUCAAGAGUAGAUAAAUUAAAAGAUCAUGAACUAAUACAACACAUGGCUGGAAUAUUUGAUAGCUCAGAGUUAGAUGAUAGCGAUGACAUGGACAGUAUUAAUAUGGGAGGCUGUGUAGAAAAGGAAAAGAAAAGUCGUUACAACAGACCACACAAAUGUGCGAAUUGCCCCAAAUCAUUUGCGCGGGCUCAGUCUCUAGUAAAUCACUUAAAGCGUCACGUGCGUGCCAACCAAAUUACAAAGAAGUACCUUUGCGAGGUUUGCAGCAAAUGCUUUGCACAGAACGCGUCUCUUACUAUACAUAUGCGUACACAUACGGGUGUAAAACCGUAUGCUUGUAGCAUGUGCAGUAAAGCCUUCCCAAAAAGCAGUUCCUUACAAAGACAUUUACGCACGCACAGUGGAGAAAAACCUUACAUUUGUCAGUAUUGCAGUAGAGCUUUCGCACGUGCAAAUACACUAGCACGACAUAUAACGACGCAUACAGGAGAAGCAAAGUAUCAUUGUGAAGUUUGUACGAAGUCGUUUAAAAGACUGGCUUCGUUAAAUCAGCACAUCCACAUUCACACUGGUCAGAGACCACACGUGUGCAAGUUUUGUACAAGGACAUUUACCAACACUGGAUCGCUUUACAUACACAAGAAAAAAUGCAAGGGGGAGCAGCCGUGUAAUACUGAAGUAACGGUUUCCAUGGAAAAUUCUGUGAUACAACAUGAUGUAAACGUUCCAUGUGUUUUUAUUUAUUCGCGAAAGGAGCUGGUCGAGGACACAAUCGUUGGACAGAUUAUGCCUACACCACAAUAUAUGAUUACAAAUGUGCAUAAUCAGGACCUUUUGAUUAAUUAGGAUGUACGACACAUUCUUAAAG
Messenger RNA from Hylaeus anthracinus, 4080 nucleotides. RefSeq lists its product as uncharacterized. Gene Ontology annotation, cellular component: nucleus. The record is from RefSeq and is a predicted model, not a curated record. Gene Ontology annotation, molecular function: RNA polymerase II cis-regulatory region sequence-specific DNA binding; DNA-binding transcription factor activity; zinc ion binding. The transcript has 10 exons. Gene Ontology annotation, biological process: regulation of transcription by RNA polymerase II. Lineage: Eukaryota; Metazoa; Arthropoda; Insecta; Hymenoptera; Colletidae.